Molecule: messenger RNA, 2512 nt
Organism: Erigeron canadensis
Lineage: Eukaryota; Viridiplantae; Streptophyta; Magnoliopsida; Asterales; Asteraceae
Product: polyphenol oxidase latent form, chloroplastic-like
Exons: 1
Coding region: 49-2316 (755 amino acids)
Molecular function (GO): catechol oxidase activity
Source: RefSeq, a predicted model, not a curated record
CACCAAGCUUUCUUUAAUUAAAGUACUACUACAAAAUCUAUAUAUCAUAUGUCUAGUUCCAUACCCCCACUGAUCACUUCAUCAUUAAAUACUAGUCCUUUUAAGGCUCGAACCAACAAAACUCAAGUGUUCCGAGUCUCAUCAUGCAAAGUAACAUCAACAAAUGAUAACAAUGAUCACCAACUCAUACUCCCCGAAACCCAAAAACUUAUUCUGCCCAAUAACAUGAAUGUAGACCGCAGGAACCUCCUUGUGGGUCUGGGCGGUGUUUGCACGGCCGCAAACUUAGCUUCCUUGUCAUCGGCAUUCGCUGCUCCAAUUGAAGCUCCUGAUGUCGCGUCCGUAUGCAAGGUGGCGACAUCAGGUAUCAAUCCUGAUGCAGUUAAAAGGACACAAAAGUGUUGUCCUCCUAGUAUCCCUGGGAAGGACGUUGAACCUUUCAAGUUUCCAAAAGAAGAUGAAGAGGUUAGAAUGAGAUGGCCGGCUCAUAAAGCGGACCAGUAUCCACAGCAAGUCCAGUGGUACAAAGACGCCAUUAAAAAGAUGCGGGAUCUCCCAGACAACCACCCGCACAGCUUCGUACAACAAGCUUCAAUACAUUGUGCUUAUUGUAACGGAGGUUACACUCAAGAGCUUAGCGGGUUUCCUGAUGUCGAGCUCCAGAUUCAUAAUUCCUGGCUCUUCUUUCCAUUCCAUCGUUGGUACUUGUACUUUUACGAAAGAAUCCUGGGUAACCUAAUUGGUGAACCCACUUUCGCGUUACCUUACUGGAAUUGGGACGAUCCAGCUGGGAUGCAGAUUCCAAAUAUAUUUCUAGGAGAUAAAAGCAAUCCCCUAUAUGAUGAAUUCCGUAACACGAAACAUCUACCUCCAGCAUUAGUCGACUUAGCACUCGGUGCGGGAAACAAGGAUCAAGAAAAAUGCAAUCUUAUUACAGUUCAUCGUGAUUUAAUUACAAACGCAGUUGAUGACACGAGUUUCUUCGGAGGCGUAUACGUAGCUGGGAACGAGCCUGUCCAAAACAGAGACCCCUCGGUUGGAUCGGUGGAAGCCGGUUCUCACACUGCGGUACAUGUAUGGGUAGGUAGACCGCGCUCCGAAUUUCCUAAUGGAGAGGACAUGGGUAACUUCUAUUCCGCGGGUUAUGACCCGUUGUUUUAUGUGCAUCAUACUAAUGUCGACCGUAUGUGGAAGCUAUGGAAGGAUUUAUGCCUUCCAGGACACGUGGAACCAGCCGAGGAGGAUUGGUUAAACGCUUCGUACGUGUUUUACGAUGAGAAUCUAAACCUUGUACGAGUUUCUAACAGAGACUCGGUUAAUAUACAAAAGCUCAAGUUUGAUUAUGCUGAAUCCAAUAUUAAAACCGUCCCGUGGAGGGAUAGCCGACCCGACAAACGUAACCCGAAGUCACAGAAUGUGGUUCAUGCCUCACAACCGUUAGACGCGCCAGGCAAGGAUCCGUUAGUACUAAAGGAUAAGAACGUGAGGGUUCGUGUUGGAAGGCCAGAGCGUCCCAACGACGAUUACACCAAGGGUUACAAAGAGAUUUUGUUUAUAGAUGGGAUAGCAUACAAGAAUACUAAUAAGGUCGUUAGUUUUGAUGUGUUCGUGAAUGAUGAGGUCAGCGCUGAUGAUAAGGCUCUCUCGGUUUGUGACCCGGAAUACGCGGGUGGGUUUGCCCAGAUUGCACACGGCGAUAUGUCGAUGCCUUGUGGGGCGAGGUUCGGGCUGGACGAUCUGUUGGCUAACACAAAUUAUAACACCAAAGACGGCAAGGCGGUUGUCGUUAAAUUGGUGCCAAAAACAAACCCACCCGAAGAAAUCACUAUUAAGAAAAUCGAAAUCAAGCAGGUUCCCGUUUCUUUCCCGUUCGCAGAUACCAAAAUAUUGAAAACCGAGGUACCGUUGCCCGUUACACUAGGCAACAUUUUGAAGGUUCGUGUUGACAGGCCGCAAAGGACUGACAAGAAUAAGGAAUCCAAAGAGAUUUUGAUUAUCAAGGGUAUCUACCCGGAUAAUAAGGCUGUGAAAUUUGAUGUCUUUGUGAAUGACAAGGUUAAAGAAAACACUAAAAAGGAAGAUAUCCCGACGCCUUGCAGCCCUGAAUAUGCGGGUAGGUUUGCACGGGUUCCACUUAACGACGAUGUUUCGUCUUCAUUGAUUGAGGCGAAGUUUGAGUUAGACAAGCUGUUCCGUGACACAAAAACCGAAAACCAAAAGGAGGCUGUGGUUGCAUUGUUGGCAAAGACAGUCGAGACUAGAGGUCUCAGCAUUACGGACAUCAAGAUCGAGUUGGUGCCCAUUGAAACUAAAUGAUGAUUAAUUGUGCUAGUUAUUAAUAAAUAAAUUGUGCAUUUUGGUCAUACACGACUACGUACACGUAGCAUUAGGAAUACCGUGUAUGUUGUGUAGCCAUAAUAACAUAAUAUAUAUGCACAUUAUAUGCUGCAGCGUUUUUGUUGAUGUUUGGUUGAUAUAAUAAAAUUGAAACUAAAUUCAGUGGUUUCACAAA